CCAUCUUAUCGACCGAGCGCAUCAGCUGGACCGAAUCACAAGUGCCGCAAGCCAUGGCCCCCUCCGCUCUUCAGGGACUUAACCUCGUUCACCCCGUUCAGCAGUCCUAUCUCUCCGACUCACAGGACUUGCUCUCCAACCCACAUUUUCCAGAGCUCAAUGCUCAGCUCGACCUCUGGACUAAUCUCGCAUUCCAAUCCGACGAACCCCUCCUCUCUAAAGAGCAUCAGCAUCGCCCCGACGGCACUUCUGCUGCCGACGAUGACUUUGACCGUGAAGAAGACGAAGACGACGGUAGUGCGCCCUCUGGUCCUGCCCACCUAGACAGCCAUGACAAUGUCGUCCUCGGCAAUCAAAUCCCGUCUUCGGUCACCGGCUCUCAGCAGCCGCCUUUCGACCUGAACGCUAUCCUCGCCGGUCUUGGAGUCGACCCCUUCGCUCUACCACCCUUCCAGCAGCCUCAGAACCAGCUUGCCGCUGCUCCAUCCCUCCAACAAAUUCUCUCUCUCUACCCCGCACACAACUUUCCUUCCCAGCCUCUCGCGUCAUCUACCCCUGCCUCUGCGCUCGAAACCAAGCCUGACGUACAGGCUGCACCACCAGCUAAGCGCGCGCGCACUCGCAAGGCGUCCAUUUCCACUGUAGGCGACGACAGUCUGAGCGCAGCCGCAUCCCCGGUCACGCCUGACUCAUCUCUGACGCCCUCAGAAGACAAGCGCCGGCGGAACACGGCCGCUUCGGCCCGGUUCCGGUUGAAGAAGAAGGAAAGGGAGGCGGCUUUGGAGAAGAAGGCGAAGGAACUCGAGAGCAGGGUCUCCGAGCUCGAGCGCGAGUGUGAGGGUCUCAGGAGGGAGAAUGGCUGGCUCAAGGGUCUCGUCGUCGGCGUUACUGGAGCGGGGUCGAAUCAGCAGCAGCAGUCUACGGGAGCUGGUAAAAGGGCAAGAGAAGGCGAUGAUGCAUAACCUGGUUCGAACAGUGCCCAUUGUUCUUUCAGGUUCUCCCUUCGAUUUCUAAUUCUUCAGCCCAUCGGGAUAUUUGUCCGUUAUUUUAUCCAUUUUACUUCGCUGCUCCCGCCGUGUUCACGCCGCGCCAUUUUUCUUCUCAUGACUUACGUCUUGCCACCUUUGAGGUGUUUUCUUCCGAUAUAUCUGGUAAAGCAUGCUUGAGAAGUGGCUGUAGUAGUAUCAAGUCAAACCUAUAUUUUUACAUGCCCCCCUCCCCAUGCGUAUAUAUGUACAUGUAGAGGUAUGAAGUUAUGCACUGCAGUCCUGUCCUACUGCGGCGAG
Messenger RNA from Stereum hirsutum FP-91666 SS1, 1286 nucleotides. RefSeq lists its product as uncharacterized. The record is from RefSeq and is a predicted model, not a curated record. Gene Ontology annotation, cellular component: nucleus. Gene Ontology annotation, molecular function: DNA-binding transcription activator activity, RNA polymerase II-specific; RNA polymerase II transcription regulatory region sequence-specific DNA binding. NCBI's taxonomy places the organism in Eukaryota, Fungi, Basidiomycota, Agaricomycetes, Russulales, Stereaceae. Gene Ontology annotation, biological process: regulation of transcription by RNA polymerase II. Bases 54 to 962 code for a protein of 302 amino acids. The transcript is spliced from 2 exons.